Messenger RNA from Micropterus dolomieu (smallmouth bass), 832 nucleotides. Its product is annotated as calpain small subunit 1-like. NCBI's taxonomy places the organism in Eukaryota, Metazoa, Chordata, Actinopteri, Centrarchiformes, Centrarchidae. Gene Ontology annotation, molecular function: calcium ion binding. The record is from RefSeq and is a predicted model, not a curated record.
UGUGUUGGGCGGGGUUGGUGAUGCAUUGAAAAACAACUUAGAUCUUGUGGCUCAGCGGGUUUUUCGGCUUCUCUCGAUCCUGCCCGAAUAGCUGCCCCCUCUCUCUCUCUGUGUGUCAGUGUGUCUUUACCUCUCUCUCCCACUCCCCGUCAGUCUCACCUUGUCUUUCUUCAGCAGCAGCAGCAGCAGCAGAAGUCUCAACGGCAACAUGUUUCUGGCAAAGACUUUCAUCAAAGGCAUCGUAAAUGUCGUGGGCGACAUCGACCACACGCAGUUUAUGCCUUCAGCCCCUGCUCCCCCUCGCAUACCGCUGCACCUCGCCAAGGCUCAAGAGACCGAUGAGGAGGCGCAGUUCAGGAGAGUUUUCAAACAGCUGGCUGGAGAUGACAUGGAGGUCAGCCCCACUGAGCUGAUGGACAUCCUCAACAAAAUCAUCACCAAACAUGGAAAGCUGAAGACUGACGGUUUCGGCAUCGAGUCCUGUAAGAGCAUGGUCGCUGUCAUGGACAGCGACAGCACCGGGAAACUGGGCUUCCACGAGUUCAAGCACCUCUGGACCAACAUCAAGACGUGGCAGGGCAUCUAUGUCGCCUAUGAUGAAGAUAAGUCAGGUGUGAUCGGCUCUCAAGAGCUGCCGAAAGCCUUCAAGGCUGCAGGUUUCCCUCUGAAUGAGGACCUCUUCAAGCUGAUUAUCCGUCGCUAUAGUGAUGAAAACGGCAACAUGGACUUUGACAAUUUCGUUGGCUGCCUGGUGCGACUGGACGCCAUGUGCAGAGCCUUUAAGACCCUGGAUAAGGACAACAGCGGCUCCAUUGACCUGGACAUCAAGGAG